Drosophila ananassae is the source of this 2850-nucleotide messenger RNA. RefSeq names its product sorting nexin-27 (gene Snx27). Bases 496 to 2124 code for a protein of 542 amino acids. Gene Ontology annotation, cellular component: early endosome. Gene Ontology annotation, molecular function: phosphatidylinositol-3-phosphate binding; protein binding. The transcript is spliced from 6 exons. NCBI's taxonomy places the organism in Eukaryota, Metazoa, Arthropoda, Insecta, Diptera, Drosophilidae. Gene Ontology annotation, biological process: intracellular protein transport; signal transduction. The record is from RefSeq and is a predicted model, not a curated record.
CGAAUUCGAUUGACCAUCGGUGUUUCCGAUGUUUUGAAAACCCUACCACCUCUACGGUCCGGUCCCUGCUGCAGCAAUAUGCGAAAAUUAAAAUCUGUCGUCUAGAUGCUAACUUUAAAAUGCGCUAGGCAGCAGGCAAGAAUCCCAAACGACCAGGCGGUGUGAUUAAUUUUUUUUUCGGCCCGUGGUGGAGUUGCGAAAGGAGUAGGAGCAGCGGAGUUUGGUGUAGUAGUGGCCGUGUGGAGUGGAAAGUAAAAGUGGCGGUGCCUCUGUCUCUAUACGUGUGUCCGUGUGUGUUUCCGUGUUUCCCCCCGCCCCACCCCCACUGUAUUGGUGUGUGUGCGCGCGAAAAGAAGUUGCAGUUUCUGUAACAGAGUUACGCAAAAAAAAAAAAAAAAAAAAAAGGCAACUGCAACAAGAGCGGGUAGCGGAUAGCGGGUAACGGGCAAGGAGCCUGCAACAUAAGAUAUUAUUUAAGUGUUAUUGCAAAAAGCAAUGAGCAGCAUCGUUGGCGAAAAUCUGCCCGCCCCACCGCCGCUGCCGCCGACGACUACAGUCACCGCCAAUACAGUAGCGGCUAGCAUGGGAUCAGUGGGCAGUGGCAGCGGCACAGUCGGCGGAGGAGGAGGAGGAGGAGGUAUUACCACCACUGCCGCCAAUGGACCCCGUGUCGUUACCAUCUACAAAACGGAAACUGGAUUCGGCUUCAAUGUACGCGGUCAGGUGUCCGAGGGCGGCCAGUUGCGGUCCAUCAACGGUGAGCUAUACGCUCCGCUGCAGCACGUGAGCGCCGUCCUGGAGAACGGAGCGGCGGAGAAGGCCGGCAUCAAGAAGGGCGAUCGCAUCCUGGAAGUGAAUGGAGUCAGCGUGGAAGGAGCUACACACAAACAGGUCGUGGAUCUAAUCAAGUCUGGAGGAGAUUGCCUUACGCUGACGGUGAUAUCGGUGACACAGCAGGAGGCCGAUCGACUGGAACCACAAGAGGAUCAGAGUGGCUACUCCUACAUAGACUACUCCGACAAGCGAUCCCUGCCGAUUAGCAUACCGGACUAUGGUAUUGUGAAUCGGAAUGGCGAACGCUACAUUGUCUUCAACAUCCACAUGGCUGGGAGGCAGCUGUGUUCGCGUCGCUACCGGGAGUUCGCCAACCUGCACUCGCUCCUUCGCAAGGAAUUCUCCGGAUUUAGCUUCCCCAAGCUGCCUGGGAAAUGGCCCUUCCAGCUGAGUGAACAGCAACUGGACACUAGACGUCGGGGUCUGGAACAAUACCUGGAGAAGGUAUGCGCCGUACGGGUGAUUGCCGAAAGUGAUGCUGUUCAGGAUUUCUUAACCGAUACAGAGGAUGAUAUAUCGGCAUCGCCGGUGGAUAUUAAAGUGAUGCUGCCGGACCAUGAGGUGAGCACCGUUUCGGUGAAGAAAUCAUCCAACGCCCAGGUGGUGUGGGAGAUUCUGGUGCAGCGCGCCAAUCUCACCGCCUAUACGCAGCAAUAUUUCUACCUGUUCGAAAUCGUUGAAUAUAAUUUUGAGCGUAAACUGCAACCGCACGAGAUACCCCAUCAGUUAUAUGUCCAGAACUAUAGCACCGCCUCCUCAACCUGCCUAUGUGUCCGUCGAUGGCUAUUCUCCGUUUCCAAGGAGCUAACGCUACCGGAGGGCGAACAAGCCGGUCGCUUUAUAUUCUAUCAGGCUGUCGAUGAAGUGAAUCGCGGUAAUAUUCGUGCCGAUGGUCGACUCUAUGAGCUAAAGGCACUACAGGACGCCAAAAAGGCCGCCGAUUAUUUGGCAUUGGCCCGUACACUGCCCGGCUAUGGGGACGUUGUCUUUCCCCACUGUUCCUGUGAUAGCCGCAAGGAGGGACAUGUUGUCCCAGCCGUGGGCAUGAAGAGCUUUCGGCUGCACGCCUGUCGCGAGGAUGGCUCCCUGGAGGCGCAAAUGGUCGAACUGACAUGGGACAGCAUCAAGCACUAUGAGAGCGACGAGGAGUCCAUGUCCUUUUGCUUUCAAUACAAUCGUCCAGAUAAGCCAGCACGUUGGGUUAAGGUCUACACGCCAUAUCAUGCAUUCCUUGCGGACUGCUUUGAUCGCAUUAUGGAGGAGCGCAAGUGGGACGAUAGCGGUGACUAGGACAGGCCAUUUACGAAGGAGCCAGGACGAGAGCGGGAACAGAGGCAGCAGAAGUUGGUCCAGCGGCAGCAGCAGCAGCAGCAUCAGCAUCAGCAGAUUAAAAAGCAACCCACAACCACUACAAACCCGAACAUCACCAGAAGAGCUGAGGCAUUGCACAUUGUUCGUUAGCCUGCACAUCCACUGGAUGGGGAUGGACAUCCACCCACACCCAGGCUCCUGGCUCCUGGCUCCUGGCCAGACCAGAAAACCGCUCCAAGCUACCCACUUUUCCCGCAAAAGUCCAGAGGGGGCCCUACCUGCUCCUGCUAUAGUAUCCUUCUCACAUAUAUAUUUUUUUUGUUUUUUUUUUUCGUGUGUGUGUAUUUUGUCAAAAAUUAUCCAUAAUAUAGCAUAUAUUAUAUAUAUAUUGUAAAGUAUACGUAGCCUUGAUAUAUAUACAUUUAUAUAUAUAUUUAUAAUUUGUACAAUGGACUUACUUGAAGCAAUUGCAAUCGCCUCGAAGCAAAUAGUUGAUGGGGGAAUGUUAACAAAGCAGCAACAAAAAUGUUUCAAAUGUUUUUCGGCACCUUUAGCACAUAGAGCAUAAAAAACAAAAAAAAAAAAACAAAAAACAAAAAAUAAAAAAAUAAAGAAUAAAAAACAAGCACCAAUUUAGAUCAAGAUCAAGCAGAACCGACGAUUCUCAUAUGAAAUAUAUAUACAUAUAUAUAUUAUAUACAAAAA